This is a messenger RNA of Tetrahymena thermophila SB210, 1722 nucleotides long. RefSeq lists its product as hypothetical. The record is from RefSeq and is a predicted model, not a curated record. Gene Ontology annotation, molecular function: protein binding. The transcript is spliced from 2 exons. NCBI's taxonomy places the organism in Eukaryota, Ciliophora, Oligohymenophorea, Hymenostomatida, Tetrahymenidae.
AUGGAGGUAUUACAAGGCAACUAAGAAAAUUAGUCAUAUAAAGAUGAAAUCCAAUACAAUAAUAAUAGCAAUGAUGAUAAUUAGGCUGAAAGCUAGUUGAAUAAUGAAAUAUUUAGCAAGAAGAAAAAUCUUUUUAGAGUAGAAAUUAGAAACAAAAAGACAAGGACUCUUUUGUAAGCUAAAAGAAAUAUGUCUUUGAAUGGAAACUUACUUCAAGAUUAUGAAGUUUUACCUCCUUUUUACCCUUAAAUGAUAGAGCAAACGAUACAUGAGUUUAAUUAAUAAAACCCUAAUCUCUCGUUGAUUCAAUAGAAUUUAAGAGUGAUCAGGAAAGAAAUAGAUUAGAAUCGCGAGAAUACUUUGCUAAUGAUUAAGAACUCCUAAUUAUUUAUGAAGUUGGUUUAAAUGAUAACAUGGGGUAGAAAACAACCUUCAUUGAUGUUCGAAAUUGCUUAUGAUUUGGUUAUUAAUGUCACUAGCUUUUGUGAUUGUAGUGAUGUUGUAGAUUAAAUAGUUGAUAUACUUAUAAAAAGAGAUGAAAAUGGGUAAGAGAUAAAUGACUAAGAGAAUAACUACCUCUUCUAGUAGCCUGAUAAGAGAAAGUUUUAUGUACUCAGUGUUAUCGAAAAUCAUAUUUAGAAUGACGAGUAUUUGAACAUUAGAGAGUCUGCCAUUUGGCUUUUAUCAAAUAUAGCAGCAGAAAAUACACAAAAUGUUGUAAAAUCUAUCCUUUCAAAAGGAAAGUUGUUUUACAUCUUAAAAGAAAAUAUUGAAUUAAAAAAUCAUACAAAAGAUAUGCUUGAGUCAAUAGUUAAUUUACUUUCUAACCUCUCUAUGAAAAAAGAGUACACUACUUAUAUAGAUUUUGUUGAUGCUCCUGAGUUGAUUCUCUCUAUAUUUCCUUUAGUUAUUAAUUAGGAAAUUGUAAACACCACUUUGAUGAGCGCUCUAAAAAAGAUAGUUUUUAAAGCAGAUGAUGAUGAAGUUCAUUAAAUAAUUAAUUACUACUAUGAUCUUAUUCUACAAAUGGUAAAUUUUGUGCAAGGUUGUAAUUUAUAGAUUAAAUCUCACUGCGAUUGCUGCUCCUAUAUUCUUGAAAUAUUUGAUUAUCUCUGUGAUUUCUAUGAAUCCCUCACUAAUUAGGUUGUUGGUAUGGGUAUUUUUGAUCCUAUUGCUCACCUAUUAAAUUAAAAUAUCCCUAUUGAACUGCAAAGCAUAUGCUUAGAUCUCCUUACUACUAUAUUUUCCAAGCAUUCUCACCAAAUUAAUGAUCGCUUUAUUUUCGAGGAGUAGUUUAACUAAAAUCAAUAUUUAACCAAAAUAAUUAUAAAUUUAGCUUCUAGUUAUCAUUCAGAUAUUAAGAAUUCUGCUCUAAGCUGUUUAAGCAGCUUACUUGCAGGUUGUAAUCAAGAUCAAUGUGAGGCUAUAUUUGAUAGCAACUUAAUGAAGAUUUUCUUAGAUUCUAUGUAAUAGGAAAGCGUCAAAUAAGACACCAUCACUGAAAUACUUAAUGGAUUAAUUAACCUAAUUUUUAUUGGAAAUUUGAAUCAUUCAAUAGAAUAAAAUCCUUAUAGCAUCGUUUUUAUGGAUUUAUAAGGUGAUGCAAUACUAGACAAUAUCUAAGAAAGACUUUCAAAUGAAGGCUAUAGCUCAUCAGAAAAGCUUUUAAGAUAUAUUACUGAAGGAAAUGUUGAUGACGAAGAAGAUAAUGAAGGGUAAUGA